CGUUUUAGAUUGUGAUGUCUAGGAUUUUAAAUUGAUUCAACUUUCGAAGACCUGUCUCUUUUAAUCAAUGUUUGGAUUUCGUGAGAUCUGGGUCUCAGACAUGGCAAAUGACAAUCGGACAAAUUCGAUCUCUAAAGUUGUUAUGAUAGAUGAUUUCGGGAAACGCUAAGAUUAGAUGGCCAAAUGAUAAACCAUUGUCUUAAGCUGAUAGAUUAUAUUGUGUUAUUUCAUUUGAAGGAAGUUAGCCUGUGACAAGAUGUUACAUUAAAUGGCUUAGAGGUCUGUUUUAUAAGGAAAAGAACUCUAUAUACCUCUUAGUGUCCUUGGGGAUCAUCGUACAAGUGUCCUGACAACAACAAAUUUGUUUUGGAGAUUGACGACAUUUUUCUUUUGAUUCAAGAUAUUUUCGUACACUUAAGGUUUCGGUUGUUAGCAGCUAUACUUCUGGUAAGACGGCUAAAUGUGUCAGUUACAUAUAUCAAGGACAACAACAAACCAGUUUGUUGUAAUGAUGUCAGAUUUCUGUUAAUUAAGAUACUUUCGUAAAAGCACGUUUCUGAGGUUUCAUUUAAGUCUCGGCAGAGCUAUACAUGAUGACAUCAUUCAUUUUUCCCCUUUCAGAAGCCAAAAACAUGUGACAUUCUUUUUCUUAGUUAAUGGAAGAAUUUUUCCACAAACUGUGCAGAAGAAUCAUUUAAGGAACAUUAGUUUUGGAUUUGUAUUUCAAAGAUUUCCACAUCUGCAAAAAACAUCUGAAUUUAUAACAAGCAGACAGUAAUUUGUGUUCGAACAUUUUAAUGGCUGUGUCGUAAUUUUUGGAAACAUAAAAAUAUCAUUGAGGACUUGACGUGGAGAGAAGCCUACCAUGACAUUAUUGUGUCAAGUUUAUUCAUAUAAUAUUUAAUGGUGACAUCUGAAAAUGACCGAACAGAAGGAGUUUUAUGACAUUUGCAUAACCCAGAGGACUAUUUGCUCCAUUUGUGACUAAUGUGAAAGUAAGAUGGGCAAAAGAUUGAAAAAGAAAUGUUCGUCAAAGCGUCGCUUUAUGGACAUGAUUCAACAUUUUUUCCCUCUCCAGGUUUAUAAAGUUGUGGUAAAUGCGGAAGGAAAAUCCUGGUUUAUAUUUAGAAGAUAUAAUGAAUUCCACACCCUGCAUGAAAAGAUAAAGAAAAUUCAUCCGGAAGCAAAUCUAAGAUUACCAGGAAAGAAAAUAUUUGGAAAUCUUGAUCCAGAAUUCAUACAACAGAGACGAGAAGGACUGGACGAUUUUAUACAAAAACUUAUCACAAAUCCAAAAUUAUCACAAAACCCUGAAGUUCGAAGUUUUCUCUCUCUUGAUAACCCACGAAAUGUUCAAGACGAUUUAGACCCAGACCAGUUCUCCGAUACUGAAACCAUGAAUGGAAAGGAUAUUAACCCAGUUAAUCUGGGACCCAGUGAGAAAACAAGUGUACGACCAAGUGAUUUUGAAUUUCUGAAAGUGAUAGGCAAAGGAAGCUUUGGGAAAGUUUUAUUGGCAAGACACAGAAAAGAAUCAAAAGUUUAUGCAGUGAAAGUUUUACAAAAACAAGCGAUUAUGAAACGAAAUGAAGUGAAACAUAUAAUGUCGGAAAGAAACGUUUUAUUAAAGAACGUCAAACAUCCGUUUCUUGUGGGGUUACAUUAUUCCUUUCAAACUAAAGAUAAAUUAUAUUUUGUGUUGGAUUAUGUCAAUGGAGGAGAGUUAUUUUUUCAUUUACAACGGGAGCGAUAUUUUCCAGAACAACGAGCAAAAUUUUAUGCUGCGGAGAUGGCGAGUGCCAUCGGAUAUUUACAUUCUCUAAAUAUUAUAUACAGAGAUCUCAAACCCGAGAAUAUAUUAUUAGAUAGUAAAGGCCAUGUUGUUUUAACAGAUUUUGGUUUAUGUAAAGAAGGUAUAGAAGGCAUGGGAACAACAUCAACAUUCUGUGGAACUCCUGAGUAUCUAGCUCCAGAAGUUUUACGUAAACAGCCGUAUGAUAAAACCGUUGAUUGGUGGUGUCUGGGUGCCGUACUUUACGAAAUGAUGUAUGGAUUGCCUCCAUUUUACAGUCGAGAUACUGCCGAGAUGUAUGAUAAUAUUCUCUAUAAACCCCUUCGUCUUCGCACAAAUGUUUCGGGUGCCGCACGGUCUAUACUUGAAGGGUUAUUACAGAAAGAGAAGGAGAAUCGUCUCGGUGCUAAAAGAGAUUUCUUAGAAAUUCAGGGCCAUGAUUUUUUCAUAGAUUUAAAUUGGGAGGAACUUGAUAAACGGAAGAUACAACCUCCUUAUAAUCCAAAUGUGAGUGGACAACUUGAUCUCAAACAUUUUGAUCCCGAAUUUGUUCGUGAACCAGUUCCAGCUUCUAUUGGUAAAUAUGGAAGCUGUAAGAUGGUGAGCGCUAGUGUCGUGGAGGCAGAUGGUGUUUUCGAAGGGUUCUCUUAUGUUCCUCCAGCAGAAGAUGCAUUUAGUUAGUUGGAUGAUCUUCGUAUAACAACCCAUAAUAAUAGACAAACAAGAGAAGACAACUUACAGCAACAGUAGAUGGUGCCAUUAUUUAAAAUCUGAAAUUAAAAAAAAAUAAUAAUAAUUUGAAUAUUUGUUUAGUGCUCAAGAAUAUUUGAAUGGAUAGACAAGGAGGACAUGUUUGUUUUAAUAACAACCUGUUGAUUAUCAGAUUUUAAAAUCGUGGAGGAAAUUAAACUGGGAUUGGUUGCUACAUUUAGUCAAAUGAAAUAUGGUUUGAACAAUAUUUUGUAUUCAAUAUAAUUAAUUCAAACAAUCAUACAGGGGUCAGUCUUCAAUAUACAAUAACAAGAUUUUGUAUAUUGCUUAAAUUUAUAGUUUUUAUGUUUGGUUGCGACAUUUAGUCAAAUGAAAUAUGGUUUGAACAAUAUUUUGUAAUCGAUAUAAUUAAUUCAAAGAAUCAUACAGGGGGUCAAUCUUCAGGAUACAACAAAAAGAUUGUGUAUAUCGCUUAAAUUUAUAGUUUUUUUUAUGUUUAAAAAAAACCCUUCAGAUAUUUUAAAUAAUAGGCAUAAUGAUAAAAUUUGUUAGAUUUUUUGGAAAUCAGGGAUAUAGCCAAUGGACAAUAUUCACAAUAAUAAAGAAUAAAAUAUCAAAAGGAUUUCACUUGUCAUGACCAAAUUUGAAGGAAUAUAACUUGGAACAUUAAACUAUAGAUCCCAUUCCAUUGCCCCAUGAUGCCUGAUCUCUUAACUCAAUCUGCAUUAUGUCUUAAGAGAUUGAUGUAUUCGUUUGUUACUGCGAUUUUCAGAAAAAAUUGCGUACAGUUGAAUCACUUAACUUUGAUACAAGAGGGCGAUGAGUUCACGCAAUCGAGAAGCGUUAUGUACUUGGCAAGGUUGGGGACUUUUUGUAUAAAAUGUACUUGAGUUACAUCUUACAAGAUGGAAGUUGGAACAUUAAAUUAUAAUUGUUCCAGGAAAAUAAAUGGAAAAUGUUUCCAAAUGCCCCCAAACUGUGCCAUGUCUACCCCGGACAUGAAGACAAACUGUCAUAAAUUUUUAAAACUCUCCGUUAAAUGUGGUCAUAUAAUUUUGUGCAAUUACCUGUAUAUAAAUUGUAAAAUAAUGUCAAAUAAUUUAAUGAUGACCAUGAUUUUUAGUUUGUUGUUAUAUUGUAAAUAUUUGUUUUAUUGCUUAACAUUAUUUUAUUAUUAAAUAUUGAUUCCGAUCUGGAAAUAUAAACAAAGAGAGUAGAAGCUCUGGUUAAAUAUUGUUACAAUUAUUGAUAACAUAUUACUACAAAUAUUGAUAAAAUAUUGUUACAAUUAUUGAUAAAAUAUUACCACAGUUAUUGAUAACAUAUUGUUACAAUUAUUGGUAAAAUAUUACUACACUUAUUGGUAAAA
Patella vulgata (common limpet) is the source of this 3872-nucleotide messenger RNA. Its product is annotated as serine/threonine-protein kinase Sgk1. Gene Ontology annotation, molecular function: phosphatidylinositol binding; protein serine/threonine kinase activity; ATP binding. The transcript has 12 exons. NCBI's taxonomy places the organism in Eukaryota, Metazoa, Mollusca, Gastropoda, Patellidae. The record is from RefSeq and is a predicted model, not a curated record. The coding region runs from base 1001 to 2473 and encodes 490 amino acids. Gene Ontology annotation, biological process: protein phosphorylation.